Molecule: messenger RNA, 593 nt
Organism: Oryctolagus cuniculus (rabbit)
Lineage: Eukaryota; Metazoa; Chordata; Mammalia; Lagomorpha; Leporidae
Product: binder of sperm protein homolog 2
Biological process (GO): sperm capacitation
Cellular component (GO): cell surface
Molecular function (GO): heparin binding
Source: RefSeq, a predicted model, not a curated record
CCCGGCUGGAGGCUAUAAAGCCCGAGGCCGGCGGGCAGGCGGGCGGCUGCAGGCGGCUGGACGGAGGCGAUGGGCGAGCUGCUGGGCCUGGUGUGCCGUCUGUGGCUGGCCGUCUGCGUGAUCCGGCUGAAGGCGGAUUUGAUUACCCACUUAAAUCUUCCAAAACCAGACAUUCCUUCCACCCCGUGCGUCUUUCCAUUCACCUAUGCCGACGUGAUGCACUACAACUGCAUCUCCGUCCACAGCGACUUUGACUGGUGUUCUCUGGACAGUCAGUUCCAGGGCAGAUGGCGGUACUGCCUGUCCAAUGAUCCCCCCCAGUGCACUUUUCCCUUCUUCUUCAAAAAGAAGGUCUUUUACCAGUGCACCAAGGAGGACUACAUUCUGGACCGGAGCUGGUGUUCACUGACGAAAAACUACAACAAAGACAAGAAAUGGAAGCAGUGUUCCCCUCGGAAUAAUUAGAUCAGUCUUGGUGGUUUUUGAAGAAGCAGAAGUCACAGAUUCAACAGUUGCCUCUCAAAACAGAACCCUGCCCUUCCCAGCAAUGACCAUUCUGAUGUAAUAAAUAAAUUCAUGACCUCCUUUUCGCA